GACAGAGAGGAGAAAUUUACCUUCAAAAGCAUGCAAGGUUCGAAAUUCCAAAUAUAGGGCAAUUGUCUUUCUAGAUAAUAUCGCAAGCGGACCUAAUUUCUUAGGGGAUCAAAUAGGGCCACGAUGUUAUGACCCAAGCGAGGCACUGCUGCUGCUGCCUUUUUAAUUCCAUUGAAGCCCACGGCACCCGUUUCUUCUCCAGCCUAUUAAGGUUUCCUCUCCCAUCGAAACCAAAGCUCGGAUCAAGAAAAAUGACGAACUUGAGAAGAGCUCUUAUCAGCGCUUAUCGUGUUGUCAAUUCCUCCACCACAGCCAGCCGGACCUCGAUUACUCCUUUUUCCCCCAUUAUCAGAGAAUCCUCUUUCAGGUCUGAGUAUGGUUUGUUUUCACGUUAUUCAACUCUUAAUGAUAAUGAGACGCGAUUGUUAGAUGUUGAUCUCUCCAACGAAGAAAGCAAAAGGCGUUUGUUUAACAGGCUGUUGUAUAGGAGCAGGCAAAGAGGGUUCCUGGAGCUGGAUUUGGUUCUCGGUAAAUGGGUAGAAGAUCAUAUUUUUUCCAUGGACGAAAGUGGAAUUAAAGCACUUAUUAAUGUCCUUGACUUGGAAAAUCCAGAUCUUUGGAAGUGGUUAACUGGUCAGGAGCAACCCCCAGAGGCUGUGAGCAUAAAUCCUGUCUUUUCUGCGGUGCGUGAUAAGAUCAUUAACAAUCUUAAUAGCCAUGCUGCUCCUGAAACACGAGCUAUAGCUGGACAGCCAUGGGUAAGAGGGUGGGAUGAUAUCAAGAAAAGUCCCGGCAGCCCUGUGGCUGGGAAUCAGUAGCUGUUCUAUUGUUAAGCUGGAAGAUUUAUUGGCUUGCAACAUAUGAAAAAGAAUAAUAUAUUUUGUCAUAUAAUCUACAUAGCGUGAUUUGAACAAGAGCUACUUGCUGUAACGAAGUCAAGAAAUUUAGUGCCCUCUCCAUAUAGGUUCAUGAACCAUUUGCAAGUUGUAUCUUAUAGUGAGAAAUUGUUUCUGUGAAAUGUGUGUUUUAUUUUUGAAAUUGCAUGUUUUCAGCA
This is a messenger RNA of Hevea brasiliensis (rubber tree), 1054 nucleotides long. Its product is annotated as succinate dehydrogenase assembly factor 2, mitochondrial. The transcript is spliced from 5 exons. The record is from RefSeq and is a predicted model, not a curated record. NCBI's taxonomy places the organism in Eukaryota, Viridiplantae, Streptophyta, Magnoliopsida, Malpighiales, Euphorbiaceae. The coding region runs from base 129 to 818 and encodes 229 amino acids. Gene Ontology annotation, cellular component: mitochondrion. Gene Ontology annotation, biological process: tricarboxylic acid cycle; mitochondrial respiratory chain complex II assembly; mitochondrial electron transport, succinate to ubiquinone.